CGCAUGCAUCGGUAAAGAUCUAGAAAACGAUGGAGUCGCUGUUGGAAACAGUCUUCGCAUUGGUACGCGGAAGACUCCUUCCAACUGCUUAGCGGAAAAACGCGCGUUGCAGCAACGGAAGACGAAGUUGUUGAUCAGUCGGACAUGCAGAUGUACGGGAGAACGCGAAUCAUGUGGAUGAGUCUACCAUUUUUCUGCGCAUGCAUCGUCUCUAUGUAUCUCUCUCCAAGCACACAUCAGUUUGAGCAUGUUUUUCUCAGUGCAAAGAAUCGAGACUUCGUUUCUGCUCGUUCGCUUCCUCAUCGCGCGUUGCUCGCGCACACACUAGCUUCGCUGCGGAGCCUCCGCGACGUCAGGUCUUUUCUUCUGCAGAUCUGACUUUUCUCUGCUGCUCUCUUGGAACGCCAUGUGGAUUCCAGCAGUCUCAGCUGCUGCACAUACAUGCGGCGGGCAGCUGGCGCCGGCCUCUUCGUCGCGCCCCACCGACAGACAGAGGCCUGCCGUUCUCUCUCUUCAGUCUCCACUCUCGAGUAGUUCUCUCGACUCGCGUCUUCUGCCCCAACCUCGUCUGUCGUCUUCCUUCUCUUCUCAUCGCGCCUCCUCCGCACCGUCCUCCACCUUUGCGGCACGAGUCCUCUCCACGGAAAGGAACCAGCUCAGCAGUGUCUCAUCUGUCCUCUUGAAAAGCAGAGCAAUCAGAAAUCCGCAGCCCCGCAGCCUCCACCUCGCUUCUGGCUGCUCCCUUCGCCAUGAAAUUGCCGCCUGCCGCACACAGCCAGAAGGCUGCGAAACCUUUCCCCCUGUCUCGUCCGCGGACGCUUCUCCUGUCGUCGCUUCUUUUCCUCGUGAGAGUGCGCAGGCUGCUCCAGGAGGGAGAGGAGAAGGCAUCGGUUUGCCUCCGCCUCCACCUGCCGCGUUCCCGAGCGCCUCCAAGCCACCCGAGCCUGUCGUUGUCUCCACUGCUUCGGAUGCCGCGCCUCUCAUUCGCUUCCUUCUCUCUUCUUCGUCUCGUCCUUCGCUGGGUGCUUCUGGAGACAAAGACGACGAGGCUUCCGGCCGGCAGACGCUUCAGCUGUCUCCGCGCUUUCUGCCCAGGGACCUCCAGCUGCCUCGCGUCGAAAGUGCAGCAACACAGGAAACGGCAGACGGCUCAGAAAGCAACUGCUCAGUGUAUCUCCUGCAGUUCGAGAGUUGCCCGUUCUGCAGGAAAGUCCGGGCCUGCCUCGACUUCCUCAACAUCCCGUACACCCUCGUCGAAGUCGAGCCGCUCUUGAAAAAAGAGCUCAAACCUUUCGGAUACUCCAAAGUCCCUCUCCUCGUCAUUGCUCGCUCUUCUUCUCCGGCGUCCUCUUCUUCGGCAGAAGCGGCGGCUCAACUCGCUCGGUGGGCUGCGGAAGACGCGGGGAAGCCUGUGGAGGAGCGACGCCUCUUUGCGCUGGCAGACAGCAAAGCCAUCGCGCAUGCACUGAUGGAAUCUCGAGGAAACUCGACGGGUGCGGAGGGCGCGGAGAACCGCAGACAACGCGAGGUCCAGUGGCUUGUCUGGACAGACCAAGUUCUUGUUCAACUGAUCGUUAUGAACGUCUACAGAACCAUGCAGGAAUCCCUCGAAACGUUUUCUUACCUCCUCACGCAUCCGUCUUUCUCCUACUUCCAGCAACUCUCAGGGCGCUGGACUGGCAGCGUCGUCAUGCGGCUCGUGGCGGGUCAGCGUAAAAAGCGCUACGCGGUCGAUGAUGUCCGACAAGCUCUCUACGAGGCACUCGACGACUUCAGGCGAGCGUUUGAGGAGUCUGGGUCGCCGUUCUUCGGCGGCGCUGAACCGGAUGAGGUCGAUCUUGCGGUCUUUGGAAUUCUUAACAGCACCGAGGGAUGCAGCGUGGAAAAGGACAUCCUCCAGAACAGCUCUAUUGUACCGUGGCUGACGCGUAUGCGACAGGCUGUUGGACCCUCCAAGGCUUUCAAUCACAUCUCUCGGGGACCCUCUUCCGCUGCUUCUUCGUAGUCCAUGGUUUCGUGUAGAUCGUGUUCCAUUGCAAAGGAGUAAUGACGUGACUGGAGGCGCGGAUACACUCCGAGAAUCAGAGUUUUUUUCGGCGUUUCAGACGUCGUCUGUCAGUGGAUCUUCAUCUAGACUGACAGCCUUCUUGUGAGGUGCUCAAACGUCCUCCAGUCAAGCCGUGACCGGCCUAGACGUUGUCGGCGCGUCUCGCGAGCCGGAGGCGAGGCGCACAACAACAGAAGUCGCUAAGCGUGGGCGAGCCUCAGCAUCCAGAGAGUUUCAGACGCAUGCAUUCGUGUAACAGUCGGUUCUCGACUAUUGGGUGGGGUACGUGAAGGAGAAACGGUCGCAACCGGCUCGUGAAUGGAGUCGUGGAGUUUGGCCGACGGUAGCCAGUGUGUGUUGGGUACGAAAGGCGGAUAUCGAAGAGUAUGUGAGGUGUGUCUUUUCUGUGGAGCAUUCCUUCUGAGUAACUCUUUGAGUUAUGGUU
This is a messenger RNA of Toxoplasma gondii ME49, 2492 nucleotides long. RefSeq names its product prostaglandin-E synthase. Gene Ontology annotation, molecular function: prostaglandin-E synthase activity. The record is from RefSeq and is a predicted model, not a curated record. Gene Ontology annotation, cellular component: mitochondrion. The coding region runs from base 407 to 2005 and encodes 532 amino acids. The transcript is spliced from 4 exons. NCBI's taxonomy places the organism in Eukaryota, Apicomplexa, Conoidasida, Eucoccidiorida, Sarcocystidae.